AUGCAUUAUCUUGCUGUUCAGGGAGAAUCUUCCACUUUCACUGAUCGAGACGAAGAUAAUCCUAUUGAAGUAACAUAUCUGUUUAUCACUUACAGAAACAAGUACCUCGCUGCGAUUUUUGUAUCCAUUCACAUGAAAGACAAAAGCCUCUUACCACAUAAUCUCAAGAUCUCUGGUCCUGCUUACAACCCAUACUUGUGGCCCCCAAUAAGCACUCAUACCGCGCCACCAACUAUCAUAACAAACUACAACACCAACGUGGUGAUCACAAACGCACACCAGUUGAUUCUUUCAUCUCACGCAGAGUUAAAUCUUACCAUGUUCAGCCUUGGAGCGCUACUGUAA
Molecule: messenger RNA, 345 nt
Organism: Botrytis byssoidea
Lineage: Eukaryota; Fungi; Ascomycota; Leotiomycetes; Helotiales; Sclerotiniaceae
Exons: 1
Coding region: 1-345 (114 amino acids)
Source: RefSeq, a predicted model, not a curated record